AUCUUUUCGCCUGGCCAAAGAGAUAACGAUACAAAUCCUCUCCUCUCCUUUCCUCUCCUCUUCUCCUCUUUUCCAAAUCCACAUUCUCAUUCUCACUCUCUUGACCUAAUCCUCAGUCUCCCAUGGCAAUUUCGGCAUCAGCCACAGUCUCAAGCUCCUCAAAACUAGCUUAUUCUCAUGUCUCCCCAUCUCCCACCACCACUUCUUAUUCAAAACCCACCAAGCUAACCCCCAAAACCCUUCUCUCCUCUUCUUUUAUUUCUCCCUUCCUCACCACCACCACCUCCUCUGCUUCAGCCACUACUGCCAUCUCUACCCGCCGACGCUCGUUCGCUGUUCGUGCCGCCAGAGGGAAAUUCGAGAGAAAGAAACCUCAUGUCAAUAUCGGUACUAUUGGCCACGUCGACCAUGGGAAGACUACUCUUACUGCUGCCCUAACCAUGGCUUUAGCCGCUUUAGGCAAUAGCGCCCCCAAGAAAUACGAUGAAAUUGAUGCUGCUCCGGAGGAACGGGCUCGUGGUAUCACAAUUAACACAGCCACCGUCGAGUACGAGACGGAGAACCGCCACUAUGCUCACGUGGACUGCCCUGGCCACGCCGAUUAUGUGAAAAACAUGAUUACUGGUGCUGCUCAAAUGGACGGCGCAAUCCUCGUUGUCUCUGGCGCCGACGGUCCCAUGCCUCAAACUAAAGAGCAUAUCUUGCUGGCGAAACAAGUUGGUGUGCCAAACAUGGUCGUAUUCUUGAACAAACAGGACCAGGUUGAUGACGAAGAGCUUUUGCAAUUGGUGGAAUUGGAGGUGCGUGAAUUGUUGUCUUCUUAUGAGUUUCCUGGUGAUGACAUACCCAUCAUUUCUGGCUCUGCACUUUUGGCUUUGGAAGCUUUGAUGGCUAAUCCUAGCAUUAAGCGUGGAGAUAAUCAAUGGGUAGACAAGAUUUAUGAACUCAUGGAUUCUGUGGAUAGCUACAUUCCAAUUCCCCAAAGGCAGACUGAUUUACCAUUUUUACUUGCUAUUGAAGAUGUGUUUUCAAUUACUGGUCGUGGUACUGUGGCCACAGGCAGGGUUGAAAGAGGAACUGUUAAGGUGGGUGAAACUGUAGAUAUUGUGGGUUUGAGGGAGACUAGGAAUACUACUGUGACUGGAGUUGAAAUGUUUCAAAAGAUUUUGGAUGAUGCCAUGGCUGGUGAUAAUGUGGGAUUAUUGUUGAGAGGUGUCCAAAAGGCUGAUAUUCAGAGAGGAAUGGUUUUGGCUAAACCUGGCACAAUCACUCCUCAUACUAAAUUCUCUGCUAUUGUUUAUGUGUUGAAGAAGGAAGAGGGUGGUAGGCAUUCACCAUUUUUUGCAGGUUAUAGACCUCAAUUUUACAUGAGGACUACUGAUGUGACUGGGAAGGUAACUUCCAUUAUGAAUGAUAAGGAUGAGGAGUCAAAGAUGGUUAUGCCCGGUGAUCGUGUGAAGAUGGUUGUGGAACUUAUUGUGCCUGUGGCUUGUGAGCAAGGGAUGAGGUUUGCCAUCAGAGAAGGAGGGAAGACGGUUGGAGCUGGUGUCAUUCAGUCCAUCAUUGAGUAGAUACAUUAGAAGGAAAUGUGCUCGGCUUUUUGAAUGGUGUCAAACUUUACAUCCAUGGAUUUGUGCAAUUAAUUUCACCAUUUUAGCAAAAAAAAACUUUUCAAAGUCACUGUCAUAUAUUUUGCAGUUUUGUUCUUUUGCACUUUUUGAUGUUUAGUCUAGUUUCAUUAUAAUCUUCUGAUAAUUUCAAUGUGACUUCUUUUUUAACUGUUGCUUGUGCUUGGUUGGCUGCUAAUUGCUAUACUUCAGCAACUUUGAAUAACAAGCAUUAAGAGGUGAUUGUGGUA
Messenger RNA from Jatropha curcas, 1858 nucleotides. RefSeq names its product RAB GTPase homolog E1B (gene RABE1B). Gene Ontology annotation, biological process: mitochondrial translational elongation. Gene Ontology annotation, molecular function: GTP binding; translation elongation factor activity; GTPase activity. Lineage: Eukaryota; Viridiplantae; Streptophyta; Magnoliopsida; Malpighiales; Euphorbiaceae. The record is from RefSeq and is a predicted model, not a curated record. Gene Ontology annotation, cellular component: mitochondrion.